This is a messenger RNA of Rhagoletis zephyria (snowberry fruit fly), 508 nucleotides long. Its product is annotated as extracellular glycosidase CRH11-like. NCBI's taxonomy places the organism in Eukaryota, Metazoa, Arthropoda, Insecta, Diptera, Tephritidae. The record is from RefSeq and is a predicted model, not a curated record.
AUGGCGGUUGAUAACGACAUACCGACCGAAAGUGAUGCCGACAAUGAACGUCAUAUGAAAAAUGUCUAUUUAGAGAUGGCAAAAAUUACACGACGUGCCGCUGCCUCGUCGUCAUCAACGUUGUCGUCGAUAAAAUCAACUACAUCAUCGGACACUUCAAGGUCAUCAACAGCAACGAGUUCUUCCACUUCCAAGGCUUCCAAAUCGACUGUUAAGGCAAGUGCAACAAUAAUAAAAACAACAACGAAUGCCAAUCAAAUUGUCAAUGGCGUUAAGCCGGCACGUUUGGCUGCAACGGAUAUGUUGGACAAACUGGCCAUGCCACUCAUUGCAUUUACUGAUACUUCUAUACUUCGCAAAAAUGGCGGCAAUGCAGCUCGCGCCAAACAAUUUGCGACAAAUGGGAAUAGCGGCGCCUUACCUAACACGAAUACAACGACGACGACGACUGGUACCGCAUUCGUAUACGACGCCGCAAAUGAGCCCAUGCAAUAUACGGGCAAGGGCC